CUGGGCCAAACACAAACCCGAACUGGCCCAAUGUCCCAAAUCGAUCUAUCGUUAGAUCAAGAACUGUUAUUAACAGAAAUUCAACACAAAUUAUUGAUUUUUUUUUCUUCAGAUUUUGAUACAAUUCAAUCUCAAAUAUCGAUAUCUAAAGAUUGCAUUUGCACUGUGAGAUCAGGGACGAAAAUGGGGUUUUUGGUGACAACGCUAAUUUUUGUGGUAGUGGGUGUUAUUGCGUCUCUAUGUGCCAGAAUUUGCUGCAAUAGAGGGCCUUCUACUAAUCUGUUACACUUGACAUUGAUCAUCACGGCCACAGUAUGCUGUUGGAUGAUGUGGGCAAUCGUGUACCUUGCGCAGCUGAAACCACUCAUCGUUCCAGUCUUGAGUGAAGGAGAGUAAAAAACGCUCUCCGAAGCUCUCGUCGUGUAUUUUUUUGUGGAUUAUUUGAGUGAAGGGAAAUACUUGAAGUCACACUUGUAUCACUAUUUAUGUGCUUGACAUUGAUUUCAUAUUUUUUUGUAUAAUGUUCACAACUUAUUUACUAGUUUCACCUCAUUUAGGGUGUCUUCUUUAUAAGCUUGGACUACACUAAGUACCUUAUUGAAGAAAAACAAUAAGCACACGACAUUUGUCGAUGAGAGUUCAUAUAGCCAACCUUAUCUCGUUUGAGAUUGAGGCGUAACUAUUGUUGUAUUUGUUUAAACUCUUGGUCAUGAACAUAUUAUUUUUUACUUUUCGUAAUUU
Molecule: messenger RNA, 741 nt
Organism: Solanum lycopersicum (tomato)
Lineage: Eukaryota; Viridiplantae; Streptophyta; Magnoliopsida; Solanales; Solanaceae
Biological process (GO): proton transmembrane transport
Cellular component (GO): proton-transporting V-type ATPase, V0 domain
Molecular function (GO): proton-transporting ATPase activity, rotational mechanism
Source: RefSeq, a predicted model, not a curated record